Molecule: messenger RNA, 2473 nt
Organism: Rhea pennata
Lineage: Eukaryota; Metazoa; Chordata; Aves; Rheiformes; Rheidae
Gene: EPN3
Product: epsin 3
Exons: 10
Coding region: 211-2154 (647 amino acids)
Biological process (GO): endocytosis
Cellular component (GO): endosome; plasma membrane; clathrin vesicle coat
Molecular function (GO): clathrin binding; phospholipid binding
Source: RefSeq, a predicted model, not a curated record
CCCCCGGGCCCCGGGUCCCGGGCUGGCCCCGCAUUCCCCGGCCCCGGCUGGCUCCCGGCUGGCUUCUCCCUGGCCUCUCCCUCCAUUUCGUGCGCUGCUCCUCCCAGCCCUGCACCUGAUUAAAGGCGCUGGUGAGGCCGUGGCCGUGAGCGAUCCUUCCUCCCCCGCCGUUCCUCCCUGCGGCCGGCGGGCUCGCGGCACCGCGCAGCCAUGACGACCUCCGCCUUGCGCCGGCAGGUGAAGAACAUCGUGCACAACUACUCGGAGGCGGAGAUCAAGGUGCGGGAGGCCACCUCCAACGACCCAUGGGGGCCCCCCAGCUCCCUGAUGUCAGAGAUCGCGGACCUCACCUUCAACACGGUGGCCUUCGCCGAGGUCAUGGGCAUGAUCUGGCGGCGGCUGAACGACAGCGGCAAGAACUGGCGCCACGUCUACAAAGCCCUCACGCUGCUGGACUACCUCAUCAAAACCGGAUCGGAGAAGGUGACCCACCAGUGCCGGGAGAACCUCUACACCAUCCAGACCCUCAAGGACUUCCAGUACGUGGACCGUGACGGCAAGGACCAAGGCAUCAACAUCCGGGAGAAGGUGAAGCAGGUCAUGGCGCUGCUCAAGGACGAGGAGAGGCUGAAGCAGGAGCGGGCGCACGCGCUGCAGACCAAGGAGCGCAUGGCCCUCGAGGGCAUGGGCAGCGGCAGCCACCAGCUCGCCUACGGCCGGCGCGCCUCGCCGUACGGCGAGGACUACGGGCGGGCGCGGGGCUCGCCGUCCUCCUUUAACUCCUCAUCCUCGUCUCCGCGGUUCGCCUCCGACCUGGAGCAGGCGAGACCCCAGACCACGGGCGAGGAGGAGCUGCAGCUGCAGCUCGCCCUGGCCAUGAGCCGCGAGGAGGCCGAGAAGAAGCCACUUCCUCCAAUUUCCAGUACAGAUGAAGAAAGGCAAUUGCAGCUAGCGCUCGCGCUGAGCAAAGAGGAGCACGAGAAGGAGGUGAGGGCUUGGCAGGGGGAGAACUCCCUGCUGCAGAGAACCUUGGAGGAGACCACACAGGGUGGGGAGGAGGAGGAGGAAGAAGAGAAGAUGAAGAAAAGCCAGUCCUCUAUUAUGGAGCUGGCAGAUAUAUUUGGGCCAGCGCCAGUCCCUCCCAGCCACACGUCUGCCGACCCGUGGGAUAUGCCAGAUCUGAAACCCAAAGCGGAGCCAGCAGCCUCCGCCUGGCCCGGCGCGGCCGACCCCUGGGUCCCGCUCCCGGCCGCGGCCGGGGACCCGCUCUCCCAGGCGACGCCGUCGUCCCACCAAACCUCCGCCGGGCCCUGGGAUUUCCCCCCUGGUGCCUCCUCCUCCUCCUCUUCCUCUGACCCUUGGGGAAAGACGCCCUUGCCUGCUGGCUUCCCUCCUGCGGACCCUUGGGUGAAGGCAUCCCCACCCGCUCAGGCUUCUUCUGGGGCUACGUCGGCUGCCGACCCCUGGGCCGCCGUCACCGAGCAGCCGCCCAACCUGGCUUCGGGGGGCGACGCUUUCGACCUGUUUGCAAAGCCGCCGGAGGCAGCCGAGCAGCCGGAGCCCGAGCGUUCGCAGCCGCCCUCCUCGGCCAAGUCCGGCAGCCCCGCUGAGCUGGACCCCUUCGGCGACCUGUUCCCCAGCGCCAAGCACGACGGGGCGAAGAGCUUCGACCUCGCCAACCUGGCGGACUCCCUGGCCGAAUCCUGCAGGGAGAGGAAGGACUGUAAAACCCCCGAGGCGUUCCUCGGCCCCGCCGCCUCCUCCCUGGUGAACCUGGACUCCCUGGUUGCCCCUCCGCAGGCGUCCAAGACGCGCAACCCUUUCCUCUCGGGUCUCAGCACGCCGUCGCCCACCAACCCGUUCAGCGUCGCCGAGCAGCCCAAGCCCACGCUCAACCAGAUGCGGACCGGCUCGCCCGUGCCCGGCCUGCCCGCCGGCGUCGCCGCCAACUCCAUGACGUACAGCGCCUCGCUGCCGCUGCCGCUGAGCAGCGUGCCCUCGGCCGCGGGCCUCCCCGCCUCCGCCAGUGCCUUCCCGCAGGCCGGGGCCGGGCCCUUUCCCGAACUCCCCAGCAACCUGCCGCAGCCUUUACUGCCGCUGAGCGGCCCGGCCGCGCCGCCGCCCUCGCACGCCGGGCUCAACCCUUUCCUCUGAGGUCCCCGGAGCGGACCGCCGGCACGGCGCGGUCUCUCUCUCUCUCGCCCCCUCCCCGGCUGUUACAGACACCCCGGCGUUUCCUCCUGCCAAGACCUCCCGGGCAACCGGCUCGCUCGCUGCGGCGGAGGACGCCGCCUUCUGCAAAGCCCUACCCCAGCACGCGCCCGGGCCGCCGGCAGAGCCAGCAUGCGCAUCCUCGCUUGACGCGCUAGAGAAGAGCCCGCUCCCGCGCGGCGGGCGAAGCGCAGCGCGAUCCGGGGCCGGCCCGCGGAGCAGCCCCCCGGCAGGGCGCCCGGGCCCCCCGCCGCGGCGCGGC